CCAACCCCCUCCCCUACCCUACCCCGCCUACCGCCACUACCGCUACCACUUGACGACAGUAUGGCCAUGGCAACUGUGACUGCCGAGGACGUGGCCUUUCUGGGCAACACUUUCAUGGAGGGCAUCGGCUUUGCUAUUGUCCUCUUUGGCCUCUCUGUCUCUCCCCUCACCAACGCCGUGAGCAAGUCACUCCUCCCGACUCGCCUCUUCGGUGCAGCAGCAGGCGCCAUUGCCCUGCUCUCCUACCUCGCCUGGGCCUCGACGUCAACCGAGGCCAAGACCAUGGCCGCCAUCGUCUGCACCUUCUACCACAUCCAGGCCACCCUCAUCGCCCUCAACGAGAGCACGGCAGCAACUCGUCCCGCAGUCAUCGUCCACGCCGCUCUCGCAUCCGCCUUUGUCUAUGCCUUCAAGGACGCGUGGUUUGCUCAGGCCUGAGCACCAUCCUCCCCCUCCCCCUUCCCCCC
This is a messenger RNA of Thecamonas trahens ATCC 50062, 467 nucleotides long. RefSeq lists its product as uncharacterized. The record is from RefSeq and is a predicted model, not a curated record. The transcript is spliced from 2 exons. NCBI's taxonomy places the organism in Eukaryota, Apusomonadida, Apusomonadidae. The coding region runs from base 61 to 438 and encodes 125 amino acids.